AACGCAAAAGAUGAAAAUUCAGACACAGCAUUCCAUGAAGCUGCGAGGUAUGGACAUAAGGAAGUAGUGCAGCUUCUACUUACUCAUGGUAUUGAGGUUGAUUUCAAAGACGAAAGAUCAAAUACCGCACUUUACUAUGCUUCUAGGAAAGGGCACAAAGAAAUAGUGCAACUGCUGCUCGACAGUGGUGCCGAUAUUGACGCAAAAAACCAAUAUUUGGAUACCGCACUUCACACUGCUACUUGGUAUGGCCGUAGCGCCGUGGUAUGCCUGCUGCUCAAUCAUGGUGCAUCAGUUAACGCCAAAAACGACCAAUCCAAUACUGCGCUUCACAUGGCUGCCAGACAAAAAAAAAACGAAAUAGUGAAGAUGCUGCUCAAGCAUGGUGCGACUAACGCAAAAAUCGGAGCCACAACAAAACACGGCGAUACUGCUCUCCAUCUCGCUGCAGAAUCCAACUAUUCAACCAUCGUGACUACUUUGAUAAAAUAUGGUGCCAAUGUUAAUGCUAAAAACGAAGACGGGAAAACACCAAUUCAAAUCGCUUUAUUGAAAGGCUACGAUGAAAUAGUAACCCAGCUAAAGAAUUCCCGAGAGCCACUUGAAGACUUCGAAGACGAUGCGCCAUGACAUUUAUACCAAGCCGCGGAUGUUGUGAAGUCGAUGUGUAUUAUGGAGAUUGAGAAAUGGAGAAAUUCCGCUAGAGGAGUAAUGAUACGUAAAUGAAAUGUUGUGCAGAGCCUUACAAGAUAUAAAGGUUCAUACGAUAGCCAUCUUUGACAGUGGUGCAGACGUUCAAACACAUGACAACGAUUAACUACCACUGCUCCUCUUAAGUUUAUAUAAAAGCAGUGAAGCCUUUGACUCAAUAUAAUUCUAUACCAUUUUUGCGUCGCAAUUUUGAACUGUACUGUGUGUGCAUUGUGAAAGUGAUGUUACUCCUGCUAU
This is a messenger RNA of Umbelopsis ramanniana AG, 948 nucleotides long. RefSeq lists its product as uncharacterized. The transcript has 2 exons. Gene Ontology annotation, molecular function: protein binding. Lineage: Eukaryota; Fungi; Mucoromycota; Umbelopsidomycetes; Umbelopsidales; Umbelopsidaceae. The record is from RefSeq and is a predicted model, not a curated record. Bases 334 to 630 code for a protein of 98 amino acids.